Messenger RNA from Orussus abietinus, 1000 nucleotides. RefSeq names its product 60S ribosomal protein L6 (gene RpL6). Gene Ontology annotation, molecular function: RNA binding; structural constituent of ribosome. Gene Ontology annotation, cellular component: ribosome; cytosolic large ribosomal subunit. Lineage: Eukaryota; Metazoa; Arthropoda; Insecta; Hymenoptera; Orussidae. The record is from RefSeq and is a predicted model, not a curated record. The transcript has 4 exons. Gene Ontology annotation, biological process: ribosomal large subunit assembly; cytoplasmic translation. Bases 118 to 933 code for a protein of 271 amino acids.
UACUACGUAAAUAUCGCAACAAAACAAAUUUUUUUAGACGAUACAUGUCAUAUUUUUGGUAGAGCUCCUAAUUUCAGCUGAUAAUCCACAAGGUGCAAGAUUGUAUACGUGCGGCAUAUGGCGAGUACAAAGGCUCAGGAAAAGGAAAAGGAAAAGGAAAAGGCACCAGAAACUGGUGCCGCCACGCCUAAGCUUAAGAAGAUCAGGCCUAGGAAUUAUGACCUCGGUAAUGGAGUGUACAGGUUCAGUCGUACACGAAUGUUCCAUAAAAAGGCAAUUUAUAAGUUUCUUGGAAAACAAACCCCAAAAACUCCAAAACCCAAAAAACCUGUAUCUGUUGAGAAACAGAUUAGGGGGGAAAAGAAUGGAGGAAAACGUAUAGUUUUACUAAAGAAAAGAAGAGCCAAUUACCCUACUGCAGAUCCAGUAACUGUUCAUCAUGCUAAGAAAUGUUUCCGAGAUCAUCGUCGGUAUUUAAGAUCAUCUUUAAAACCUGGAACAAUCUGUAUUCUUUUAGCUGGUCAACACAAAGGAAAGCGUGUUGUCUUCUUGAAGCAACUUAAGAGUGGUCUGUUGUUAGUAACUGGUCCUUUCCUGAUUAAUGCUUGUCCUUUAAGAAGGGUGAGCCAAAACUAUGUAAUCGCCACUUCUACAAAAAUUGAUCUUACUGGCUUUAAGCUUCCUGAACAGAUCAAUGAUGAUUAUUUUAAAAGGAAACGUGAUAAGCGUGCUAAAAAGGAGGAAGGAGAUAUUUUUGCUAAGAAGAAAGAGGAAUACAAACCAAGCGAUGAACGGAAAGCUGAUCAGAAGACAGUGGAUAAACUUGUCAUCGCUGCGAUUAAGAAACAUCCAGAUAAGAAAUUACUUUUCACAUACUUGUCAGCAAUGUUUGGUUUACGCAGCAGCCAAUACCCGCAUAGGUUGAAAUUCUAAGCGGUUCUACAUAUUUCCAUCGUUUCAUGUCUAUUCAUGGUGGAGAAAUAAAGAUUGAGAAAGCUAA